Oryza brachyantha (malo sina) is the source of this 1549-nucleotide messenger RNA. RefSeq names its product mannan endo-1,4-beta-mannosidase 3-like. The coding region runs from base 44 to 1420 and encodes 458 amino acids. The record is from RefSeq and is a predicted model, not a curated record. Gene Ontology annotation, molecular function: hydrolase activity, hydrolyzing O-glycosyl compounds. Lineage: Eukaryota; Viridiplantae; Streptophyta; Magnoliopsida; Poales; Poaceae. Gene Ontology annotation, biological process: carbohydrate metabolic process. The transcript has 3 exons.
CUUCGCCGCGGUGGCGGCCGGCGGCGACGGUGGGGGUGGCGCCAUGGUGGGCGUGGAGGGGACGCAGUUCGUGGUGGGCGGCGGCAGGACGGUCUACUUCAGCGGCUUCAACGCGUACUGGCUGAUGAUGAUGGCGUCCGACCCGGCGCGGCGCGGCGCCGUGGCGGCGGCGUUCCGGCAGGCGGCGGCGCGCGGCCUCAACCUCGCCCGCACGUGGGCCUUCAGCGACGGCGGCGACCAGCCGCUCCAGUCGUCGCCGGGCGUCUACGACGAGGCCAUGUUCCAGGGGCUGGACUUCGUGAUCGCCGAAGCGAGGCGGCACGGCAUAUACCUCCUCCUCUGCCUGACCAACAACUUCGACGACUUCGGCGGCAAGCGGCAGUACGUCCGGUGGGCGGCCGACGCCGGCCACAACCUCACCGCCGGCGACGACUUCUUCACCAGCGACGUCGUCAAGUCCUACUACAAGAACCACGUCAAGGCGGUGGUGACGAGGGUGAACACGGUGACGGGUGUGGCGUACAAGGACGAGCCGACCAUCUUGGCGUGGGAGCUCAUGAACGAGCCGCGGUGCGACGCCGACCCCGGCGGCGGCACGGUGCAGGCGUGGGUGGAGGAGAUGGCGCCGUACGUGAAGAGCGUCGACGGCGGCCGGCACCUGGUGACGGCGGGGCUGGAGGGGUUCUACGGCGACGGCGAGCACGAGAGCAGGGAGCUCAACCCGUGGGGCAUCUACUACGGCACCAACUACGUCGCCACGCACCGCGCCGCCGGCGUCGACUUCGCCACCAUCCACCUCUACCCGGACGUCUGGCUCUGGGGCUCCACCGCCGACGAGCAGGCCGCCUUCCUCCGGAACUGGACGCGCUCCCACAUCGACGCCACGGCGGCCUACCUCGGCAAGCCGCUGCUCGUCACCGAGUACGGCAAGUUCCUCUGGAAGGACGGCGCCGGCUGCGCCGCCGACAAGACGCAGAGGAACUACUUCCUCGACGUGGUGCUCGACGCCAUCUACGCCUCGGCGGCGCGCGGCGGGCCGCUCGUCGGCGGCGCCUUCUGGCAGCUGCUGCUCGACGACGACGUCGUCCACGGCAUGGACGACCUCAGGGACGGCUACGAGAUCAUCUUCCCGGAGGACACCCGCGCCGCGACCAUCAUCGGCGAGCACUCCGAGCAGCUGGCCAGCCUCAACGGCCAGGACGCGGAGGCGCUUCGCCGCCGGGCGGCGGCGAGCUCGCACCGCAAGACGCGUCUAGGCAGCUCUCCUAGCGGCGGCGGCGGCGAAGAAGAAGAAACAGUCAGCCUCCCUCGAAUGCUCUUGAUUCGUUUCAUCUCUUUGUCGAGAUCAAUCAGUUCAUUUAUUUCAGAAAAAAAAUCAUUCUUUUGUAAUUUGCAUCACGCAAGCCUUCCUUGUCCAUAGCUGUAGCUGUUAGUUGGCAAAUCUUGCAACUGUAACUUGUCGAAAUCAUCAGGGAGGCUUCAAGAUGACUGUCCUUCUGUUUUGUACCAUAGUUUUGUGUACGAGCUUUUUUACCGUCCCUAAAAAAUA